CGAUUAUCACUGGUUAUUGUCUGCUUACACUCGGCGUUGCAACGACAAACCGUGUCAAAUCCUACGCCGACUCAAUCUCCCUCCACCUCAUUUUAUAUCCCACACGCGACAAUGAAGAUCGGCCGGCGGCGUGUCCAACUGCUUCUGUUCCUCCUAGCCUCCAUUCUCGCAUCCGAAGCCGCCGAAGGACCUAUUCACGCCGAGUCUGUGGCCAAGAACGUCGCCGCCGCGAAAGCAGCCGGCGACUUAGUUGCUACUGCGUCAGGAGUAGUCGGAAGCGUGAAUGCGAAGUCGGCACCCGUAGGAACCGAGCACGCUCCAGUGGAUGGCAAGGAUGGGAUGCCCCACGAAGGGCCCUUCGUUGAGACAAGCGCAGAAAGAACGAGAAAGAAGGCGCAGGGAAGUGGCCAGGACGACGAGGUGUAUGUCGAAAAGCCCAAAUCAAGGAAUGGCGACGUUCCACAAUCCAAUGACGCGGUCAUGGACGAACGUAUCAACUCAAAUCCGGCCGAGGGCACGAGAGGUGUAGAAGGUGGCAUCUCGGAGAAAUCAAAAGAGGGCAAAUCAACAGACAAGAAGCCUGAUCCUCCCAAGGACGCAAGGCCCUUGCCACACAGCGAAACAGAAAAGAUGAAGGACUCGGAUGCUUCUCAAGCCCAACCCGUGGAUGAAGAGCCCAAGAAAGGCUUGACAUCUCCUCAAGACCUUCCAGAUAAACCUCACGAUAUUCCCUACCCUGAGAACCCAUCGUCACCGAAAGACAGCACAAUCUCGUCCGAGAAUCCCGACAGGCUAUCCAAGACCAAAGAACCGGAAAGCGCAGUCAUCUCGCCAAUGCACUCACUCGUCCUCUCCUUCACCAUGAUCAUCUUCUCCGAAAUAGGUGACAAGACGUUUCUUAUUGCCGCGCUCAUGGCAAUGCGUCACCCCAGGGUGGUGGUGUUCACCGCCGCCUUCUCCGCACUCAUCACCAUGACCGUCCUUUCCGCAGUUCUCGGCCACGCCGUUCCGACUCUCAUCCCCAAAACGAUCACCAACUUCGCCGCGGCGGGUUUGUUCCUGGUCUUCGGAGUCAAGAUGGUCUUCGAAGCGCGCAAAAUGAGCCCGGAGGAUGGUGUCGGUGAAGAAAUGAAAGAAGUCGAAAUGGAAUUAGAAGAAAAGGAACAUCAACAGCGGCGCAUGUCUCGAAGAGCCUCGUCAAUAUCCCCAUACGCGCUUGAAGCUGGGCGUGCUGGCGUCGGCCGGAAACAUACAAAUGGCCGACUACCCUCUCCGCCCGAAAGUCCCUCCAGCUCUCGCGACGGUUCGCCCGAGCGCAAGACGUCCUUCUCCGAUAUGCUCGCCGGGAUCAACAACUUGUGUUCGCUAUUACUGAGUCCAGCGUGGGUUCAGACAUUCGUCAUGACGUUUCUGGGCGAAUGGGGCGACAGGUCACAGAUCGCGACUAUCGCUAUGGCGGCCGGGCAGGAUUACUGGUGGGUUACCGCCGGUGCGUUGGGCGGACAUGGCAUCUGCACUGCCGCCGCGGUUCUAGGUGGAAAAGCCAUUGCUGGCAGGGUCAGUAUGCGGACUGUCACCAUGGGCGGCGCGGUUGCAUUCUUGGUCUUUGGCGUCAUUUACUUGCUCGAGGCUGUGUAUUAAUUUUCACUUCAUGGCGUAGGAAUCAUCCUUUUCUCCCCAUAGAGAUGGCCGCGGACCGGACUAUAAUAGGUGACGCCAUACCUGUCCUCUGUCUUCCACGCUAGAACGCGGAUGUGAUGUGUAUUUGGCGGGCGGCGACCAGGUUCAUGG
Messenger RNA from Exophiala viscosa, 1791 nucleotides. RefSeq lists its product as uncharacterized. Gene Ontology annotation, cellular component: fungal-type vacuole membrane; Golgi apparatus. Bases 112 to 1641 code for a protein of 509 amino acids. The transcript has 3 exons. Gene Ontology annotation, molecular function: calcium ion transmembrane transporter activity; manganese ion transmembrane transporter activity. Gene Ontology annotation, biological process: Golgi calcium ion transport; Golgi calcium ion homeostasis; calcium ion transmembrane transport. The record is from RefSeq and is a predicted model, not a curated record. Lineage: Eukaryota; Fungi; Ascomycota; Eurotiomycetes; Chaetothyriales; Herpotrichiellaceae.